AUGCCUUCAUGUGUGGCUUUCAACUGCUCAAAUCGGAAGCAUAAAGGAUGUGGGAAGACGUUCCACAGAUUUCCUCAUCGGAAUCCUGCCCUCUUGACGGACUGGCUAGUGAAAAUUAGGAGGGAUUGCUGGGUACCAAAGCAAUGCUCUCUCAUCUGUUCCGAUCACUUUGAAGAGAAGUGUUUUGACAAGACAGGACAAACAACACGACUUCGUGCAGACGCUGUUCCUACUAUCUUUAGAUUUCCAGCACAUCUUAUAAAGACUACCAAGGAACGGAAAUCUCCAUUUCCUCGUGACUACCAAGAGUCAGAGAAGAAUGUCUUGGCUCCUGACACCUGUUCAACCAACCAUCCCUGCAGUUCCUCCGUCCCUUGUGACUCGACUCCAUCAAGACCACAGCCAGAGAAGGAACUCUUAGCUCCUGACACCUCCCACAGACCACAGGACAUUACAAAUAAUCCCCAAACGCCUGUGAAGAAGAAGUCAAGUCUGCAAGAUCACAGUUACUGUGUUGAGCAAAGUCCAAGGACUAUAAAACGUAAGCUUGACAAACUGUUUGAUGUUGCCACUUCAUUCCAGAAACGUCUGAGGUCUUCGCAGGCAAAGUCACGGCGAUUACGUAAGAAGGUCGAUUCAUUGCAGGAAGUUGUAAGGGCACUGGAAAAAAAGAAAUUUCUCUCAGAAAAUGGCGUCGAGAUACUGAUGAAGACGUGUGACGUACCUGCUGAGAUAAUGAAGAGAAUGGUGAAAAGGAGGAAGACUGGCACUACUACAAAAGAGAAAUACCACCCUUCACUACGUUCGUUUGCCCUCACACUCCAUUUCUACUCCGCGAAGGCUUACAGAUAUGUGCGGAAAAUAUUUGAUCUUCAGCUGCCUCAUCCAUCGGUAAUACGCAAAUGGUAUAGCUCGAUAGAUGGAAAUCCUGGCUUCACAGACGAAGCAUUUCGCACACUUGAGAUCAAAGUGAAGGAAGCAAGAGAAUCUGGUCAUGAACUCCAGUGUUCCCUUAUGUUGGAUGAAAUGGCAAUCAAGAAACUUGUACAGUGGGAUGGCCACAAAUUUCACGGCUAUGUAGAUACUGGAACAGACAACACAGAUGACACCAACCCAGUUGCGUCUGACGCUCUAGUUUUCAUGGUUGUGGCACUCAAUGGAAGCUGGAAGUUACCAGUAGCCUACUUCCUCAUCCAUGGAAUGUCAGGUGUGGAGCGUGCCAAUCUCAUAGAGCAAUGCCUUUGUUAACUAUGAGCCUAAUAAUUGCAUGUAAAGAUAACAAUUGAAACAAUCAUAAGUACAGGGGGAAUUUUGUUUCUCUGUUUCUAUUGCAAAACAGGAGGUGGUGAACAUUGAGGAAUUCAUGAAGUCGAUCGACGGCCAGCAGCGCUCCCAACCGUUCAUAAUGGCCAGGGGUAGCAAGAUCAACCCUGCACAGACAUACGUGAUAGUCGAGAGGCACGCCAUCGAGACAGCAAGCCUG
Messenger RNA from Strongylocentrotus purpuratus (purple sea urchin), 1483 nucleotides. RefSeq names its product THAP domain-containing protein 2-like. The transcript has 4 exons. The coding region runs from base 1 to 1248 and encodes 415 amino acids. NCBI's taxonomy places the organism in Eukaryota, Metazoa, Echinodermata, Echinoidea, Camarodonta, Strongylocentrotidae. The record is from RefSeq and is a predicted model, not a curated record.